AAUAGGAGGGGGCAAGCUGGUCUGGGGCAGCUUUCCGACAGGAAGCGACCAGUAACGGAGGCAGCAGGGCCGUGCGCUCUGGGGCUUGCGGGGCCCUGUUCUCAGCUGGUUCCCAGACGCCCCCGUGGCUCCAGGUCUGCGGGGAGGGGGAGCUGCGGAGCGCCCUCCGUCGACCCGCGUCUUCCUUUCUGCUGCUGAGCCGCUCCUCCAGAAGUGCACCUGCUCAGCUCCCCCGCCCCCUCCCCCGCCCUCGCGGACCUGGCGGCGUCUCCGUGCCCCUUCGCCUUCCAGAGCGCCCCCUGAGUGCAGGACAGACCUGAUGCCGCUGCCGCCGAAUAGAAUGGCAGGUUUUCAGAAAAGCUGUUAUGGAACUAUGGCUGAAGGUGAAGUGGAAGAUAACUGGGUUGCUACAUCCUCCUCUCUGAGGAUCAUCCUGGUGGGCAAAACAGGCAGUGGGAAAAGUGCCACAGGGAACAGCAUCCUCUGCCAGCCAGUGUUUGAGUCCAGGCUGGCGGCCCGGUCCGUGACCAGGAGAUGCCAGCGCGAGAUGGGAACGUGGAACGGGAGGAGCCUCCUUGUCGUCGACACGCCCCCCAUCUUUGAGUCCAAGGCCCAGACCCAAGAGGUGUACGAGGAGAUCGGACACUGCUACCUGCUGUCUGCCCCAGGGCCCCACGUGCUGCUCCUGGUGACCCAGCUGGGACGCUUCACAGACCAGGACAGCAUGGCAGUGAGGAGGCUGAAGGAGGUGUUUGGGGCAGACGCCAUGAGGCACGUGGUCAUGCUCUUCACCCACAGGGAGGACUUGGAGGGCCAGUCCCUGGAUCAGUAUGUCACCAACACGGACAACCUGGGCCUGAAGGGCGCGGUCCUGGAGUGCGGGAGGCGAUUCUGCGCCUUCAACAACAGGGCCUCUGGGGAGGAGCAGCAGAGGCAGCUGGCGGAGCUCAUGGCUGUGAUCGCGGGGCUGGAGCGGGAGCUCGGGGGCUCCUUCCACAGCAACGACCUCUUCUUUCAGGCGCAUGUGCUGCAGCAAGGUGGACAAGGGCCCAUGGAAGGAGACUACAGGCGCUUCCGGGACAAGGUGAAGCUGCAGGUGGAAAGGCAGAGGCAGGAGCUGAGAGAGCGUGAGAGCAGCUGUGUGCUCCAGGCCCUGCGCAGAGUCAAGAACUGGGUGACUUCCCACCUCAUCCUCUGUGCCUUUCUCACUAUAUGCGCUUUGAUUUUUCUUGCCAUUUUGAUUAGCCAUUUUGAUUAGCGUGUGAGUUACUGGUGGAUGCUGAGCGUUUUCAGGCGAUGUCUGCCGUCAGCUUUGUUUUUCCUGAAUGAGCAUCUCUGUGUGUCCCCUUUGUACCCAGUUUCACCCUCAGUUUCUCUUCCUUGUAUCAGACACGUCAUCCAUGUUUAAUUCAAAUGCUUUUAGGUAAAUAAAAUCCCUAGAAAAAUAUUAUGAUUUUUGUUUUUUAAAAAAUGGUGAGGCUGAAUAAUAAAGCCAUGGAAUGUGUGGGGACUUUUUUUAGAAAGCUUUUGCUUAAUUAACAGAGAUUUUUUGCAUACAGUUUUAGGAAUACAGCGGUUCUUCCCCCGUAUCCACAUUCCCACCCCCAAUCCCGUCCCACCUCCUACUCCCUCUCCCAUCCCAUUCUUCAUUAAGGUUUGUUUUUAAUUAGCUUUAUAUGCAGAAGACCAACUCUAUACUAAGUAAAGAUUUCCACAAUUUGCACUGUGUGGAGACUCUGAAGUAGGACGGCGCCCGAAGGUCUCACCCUCAGCCCGACUUUCUCCCCUCCAGAAGCCACCAGCGAAAAUGUAUCACUUGAAAAGCAUGGACUGCCUCAUAAAACCUGAUGAAUGGUGAAUUUUGCAUUUCUUAUCAUUUUUGUAUGUGAAGAUGAACCAUACUUCUUUCUCUGAUUUCUUCAACCGGGUUGGGCUACAUGGUUCUGACUGCCACAUCCAGCGUGGAGCUGAUUCCAAACAUAUGCAGGAAUGUAUGCAUCAGCCCCUCAAGCCCUGGGAACCCCAAGAAGCUCUGAGCUGUCAGGCCCAGGAGCAGCUGCUCAGGGCAGUGUUUUCAAAACUGUUCCAACCAAGUCGGUCUGUCGCCUCCCCAGCUUGAUUUAGUCCAGCCCCACAGACAUUUGUUAUGUGAGUCUGAGUGUCAGUGUCCAUGCUAGGCACAGGAAUAGGAGAUAAACACCAGGUUUCUGCUCCACAAGGGUGACCGUGCAGUGAGGGAUGCAGGCCUACAGAGAUGGAGUGUGAGGGAGGGUUUCUCUUACAGAAGUGACAUCAGAGAAAAGAGAACACAGCUCACUUGACAGAGGCCUCUUGGACAGGGUGAUGCUUGCCAUGAGUGCAAGAGUGUGCCUGCUCCACCAGGUCAAAGGAAGGGGUUGGGGACAAGCAGGUGCAGGGAGGGAGGAGCUUGGCAGAGGCAGGGCCUGUGUCUCACCCUCAAGGGCUUGAUCAUUGGAUGAUUACCUCCUAAAUGUCAGAAUAUCACUGGAGGGUGCAGCGCUAUAGCACAGUGGGCUAAGCCUCUGCCCGCAGCGCCAGCAUCCCAUAUGGGCACCUGUUCAAGUCCUGGCUUCUCCUCUUCUGAUCAGCUCUCUGCUAUGGCCUGGGAAAGCAGUAGAAGAUGGCUCAAUAGGCACUGUGGCAUAGAGGGUAAAGCUGCCACCUGCAGUGCUGGCAUCCCAUAUGGGCACUGGUUCAAGUCCCAGCUGCUCCACUUCCAAUAUAACUCUCUGCUAUGGCCUGGGAAAGCAGUAGAAGAUGGCCCACAUCCUUGGGCCCCUGCAUUCACUUGGGAAGACUCAGAGGAAGCUCCUGACUUUGGAUCAGCACAGUGCUGGCCAUUGCAGUCAAUUCUGGAUUGAGCCAGUGGAUGGAAGACUCUCUCUCUCUUUGCCUCUCCUUCUCUCUCUGUGUUAACUCUGACUUUCAAAUAAAUAAAUAAUAAAAAAGAAGAAGAUGACCCAAGUACUUGGGCCCCUGCACCCGCAUGGGAGACCUGAAAGAAGCUCCUGGCUCCAGGCUUCAGAGAUGCCCAGCUCUAGCCGUUGCGGCCAUUUGGGGAGUGAACCAGCAGGUGGAAGACCUUUCUCUCUAUCUCUCCCUCUCUCUGUCUGUGACUCAACCUCUCAAAUAAAUAAAUCUUUAAAAAAAAAAACCAGAAAGUCCCUGGAGCCAAUUUUGAGCAGGUGGGUAUAUCACAGAAAGAUUGUGUGGCUAUAAGGUGGUAGGUGGUUGAUUAUGUAAAUGCAAGCCUAGGACAGGGAUAGCAUUCAGAGGAAAAAAUCUGCAUUGGAGACCAGCACCUGUGCUAUCUCAGCAGCAAGGGGGAUUAAGUGGAGGGGCUGCAUGUGGGAGACAAUGAGGAGGAAGGUGAGCACACAGUAGUCACUGACUGCAAUGCUGGAGAGGACACCAGGGUGGCAGUGGGUUGAGCAGAGAAUCUGCAGUGCAACGCUGGCCUGAAGACCUCCAGGGCCUCUGCGCAGCAGACAAGGGGUGGUCACGUCCUCCCUUCAGAGAAGGCCUCCGGCCAGGUGUAGACUUGAGUGCUUACUGCAGCCUCCCUCCAGGCAUGUGGCUGGCUCAAGCCAGGUCUCCCAGUCCAGACACUUGCCCCGUGAGUAGUGCUGCCCAGGCCCUGGCUGAUGUCCCUGCUUGCUGGCUUCCAGGGCAGUAGGGCCCGAGAGGUAACCCAAAGCCAUUGUACCAUAUGAGUGUUCACUUCUUGUAGAGGAUUCAAAUGUGAGCUCUGUUUGUCUUGUGCCUCCUGCCACAAAGGUGAAGAGAA
Molecule: messenger RNA, 3808 nt
Organism: Oryctolagus cuniculus (rabbit)
Lineage: Eukaryota; Metazoa; Chordata; Mammalia; Lagomorpha; Leporidae
Product: GTPase IMAP family member 5
Molecular function (GO): GTP binding
Source: RefSeq, a predicted model, not a curated record